CAUUUCCAUGUACUCAAAUUUUGAAUCUCACCUUGUUUUUCCAUAAUGGAUUACAACUUUCCGACGAGCAACCCGAGCUCAUGUGGUUCAUCCUCCGGCGGCGGCGGAAAGGAGAAGAUGAAAAAGAACAUCAACAACGGCGGAGGGAAGAGGAGCAAGGGGGUUGUGAAGCUCUCAACGGACCCACAAAGCGUGGCGGCGAGAGAACGGCGGCAUAGAAUCAGCGACCGGUUCAAGAUUUUGCAGAGCUUAGUUCCCGGCGGCACUAAAAUGGACACCGUUUCAAUGCUUGAUGAAGCCAUUCAUUAUGUCAAGUUCUUAAAAACCCAGAUUUGGCUUCAUCAAACUAUGAUUAAUUUCGUUGAUUAUGAUCCUUCUUCCGCCACCGCCGCCGCCGCCGCUAAUUCCGGUCUCCCUUUUGACCAAAUUGCCGGCGGCGAGUAUAACAACAAUAUGAAUUUUCUCUGCUCUCAAAACGACGUCGUUAAAAUGGAGGAGCCUAAUUUCUUGCCUCAGCUCGAUCCCAACUAUAAUAAUAAUAAUAAUAAUCUUUAUUUCCCUUCUGAUCAUCAAGACCAAUUCAUCUCCUCUUCUUAUGAUCCUUACAUCAACUUCUAGUUCUUUUUUCUUUUUUCUUUUUUCCUUUUUUUUA
Molecule: messenger RNA, 652 nt
Organism: Benincasa hispida (wax gourd)
Lineage: Eukaryota; Viridiplantae; Streptophyta; Magnoliopsida; Cucurbitales; Cucurbitaceae
Product: transcription factor bHLH140-like protein
Biological process (GO): regulation of DNA-templated transcription
Molecular function (GO): DNA-binding transcription factor activity; protein dimerization activity
Source: RefSeq, a predicted model, not a curated record